Messenger RNA from Exophiala aquamarina CBS 119918, 243 nucleotides. RefSeq lists its product as uncharacterized. NCBI's taxonomy places the organism in Eukaryota, Fungi, Ascomycota, Eurotiomycetes, Chaetothyriales, Herpotrichiellaceae. The record is from RefSeq and is a predicted model, not a curated record. The transcript has a single exon. Bases 1 to 243 code for a protein of 80 amino acids.
AUGCGCGCUCUACAAGUAGAUGCCGAACUGUCUCCCUUGGUGCAUCGCCGCCUUUCUCUGGUAUCUUCGGGAUCAGACCACGCAGGCGACGAAUUAGAUCAGCCAGAAAAUACCAUCCUACGCACGGAAUACAGCGCGACGACAAACCGAAUGCUACGGGUGGCUGUGAAUGGCUUUAUGGAAUCCCUGGGCGUUGUCCUGCACGUUAUGGAGGAACUCGAUGUCGGAACUCCCCAGCAAUAG